Marmota monax (woodchuck) is the source of this 8544-nucleotide messenger RNA. RefSeq names its product SET domain containing 1B, histone lysine methyltransferase (gene Setd1b). Lineage: Eukaryota; Metazoa; Chordata; Mammalia; Rodentia; Sciuridae. The coding region runs from base 147 to 6182 and encodes 2011 amino acids. Gene Ontology annotation, molecular function: protein binding; histone H3K4 methyltransferase activity; RNA binding. The record is from RefSeq and is a predicted model, not a curated record. Gene Ontology annotation, cellular component: Set1C/COMPASS complex. The transcript is spliced from 18 exons.
GCUCCGGGCCCGGCAGCCGCGGCGGCGGCGACCCCCCCUCCCGGCCCCCGGUCCGGCCGCCCCGGCCUCGGCUCCCGCGGGGGACACCAUGUACUGGCUGGCGGCGCAGGGAGGCCGGCGCCCGGCGGGGAUGUUGGGUUAACGGCAUGGAGAACAGUCACCCCCCCCACCACCACCACCAGCAGCCCCCGCCGCAGCCCGGCCCUUCGGGCGAGAGGAGGAACCACCAUUGGAGAAGUUACAAGUUGAUGAUUGACCCGGCUCUGAAAAAGGGGCAUCAUAAACUGUACCGCUACGAUGGGCAGCAUUUCAGCCUGGCGAUGUCCAGCAACCGCCCGGUGGAAAUUGUCGAAGAUCCCCGGGUCGUCGGGAUCUGGACCAAAAACAAGGAGCUGGAGCUGUCGGUGCCCAAAUUCAAGAUCGAUGAGUUCUACGUGGGCCCGGUGCCUCCUAAGCAGGUGACAUUUGCCAAGCUGAAUGAUAACAUCCGCGAAAACUUCCUGAGGGACAUGUGCAAGAAGUAUGGGGAGGUGGAGGAGGUGGAGAUUUUGUACAACCCCAAGACCAAGAAGCACUUGGGCAUUGCCAAGGUGGUCUUUGCCACAGUCAGGGGAGCCAAGGAGGCUGUUCAGCAUUUGCACAGCACCUCGGUCAUGGGCAACAUCAUCCACGUGGAGCUGGACACCAAAGGAGAAACCCGCAUGCGCUUCUACGAACUGCUGGUUACCGGCCGAUACACCCCCCAGACCCUCCCAGUGGGUGAGCUGGAUGCUGUCUCUCCAAUUGUGAAUGAGACCCUACAGCUGUCAGAUGCCCUAAAGCGCCUCAAGGAUGGCAGCCUGUCUGCGGGCUGUGGCUCUGGCUCCUCCUCCGUCACCCCCAAUAGUGGCGGGACCCCCUUCUCCCAGGACACGGCUUACUCCAGCUGCCGCCUGGACACGCCUAACUCCUAUGGGCAAGGCACCCCACUCACACCGCGCCUGGGCACCCCCUUCUCGCAGGACUCCAGCUACUCCAGCCGCCAGCCCACACCCUCCUACCUCUUCGGCCCAGACCCCACAGCGACCUUCAAGGCUCGGCGCCACGAGAGCAAGUUCACCGAUGCUUACAAUCGCCGCCACGAGCAUCAUUAUGUUCACAACUCUGCUGCAGUGGCUGCAGUGGCCGGGGCCGCAGCUCCCUUUCGGGGCUCCUCGGACCUCCCAUUUGGGGCAGUUGGCAGCAGUGGGGGCAGCAGUGGCCCUCCCUUCAAGGCCCAACCGCAGGAUUCAGCCACAUUUGCCCACACUCCACCGCCUGCCCAAGCAGCCCCCACUCCUGGAUUCAAGUCGGCCUUCUCUCCAUACCAGACCCCAGCACCCCCUUUCCCCCUGCCCCCCGAGGAGCCCACCACCACAGCCACCUUUGGGGCCCGUGACAGUGGGGAGUUCCGGAGGGCACCUGCACCUCCACCCCUGCCACCUGCUGAGCCUCUGGCCAAGGAGAAGCCAGGCACACCACCUGGCCCGCCGCCCCCCGACACCAACAGCAUGGAGCUAGGCGGCCGGCCGACCUUUGGUUGGAGUCCUGAGCCCUGUGACAGCCCUGGCACACCCACGCUGGAGUCAUCCCCUGCGGGGCCUGAGAAGCCCCAUGACAGCCUGGACUCGCGCAUCGAGAUGCUGCUGAAGGAGCAGCGCACUAAGCUGCCCUUCCUGCGGGAGCAGGACUCGGACGCCGAGCUGCAGAUGGAGGGCAGCCCCAUCUCCUCCUCCUCCUCCCAGCUCUCCCCACUGGCCCCCUUCGGCACCAACUCCCAGCCGGGCUUCCGCGGCCCCUCACCCCCGUCCUCACGCCCCUCCAGCACGGGCCUAGAGGACAUCAGCCCCACGCCUCUGCCUGACUCCGAUGAGGAUGAUGAGCUGGACGUGGGCCUGGGGCCUCGACCCCCACCUGAGCCAGGCCCCCCAGACCCUACUGGUUUUCUGGGCCAGUCAGCUGAGGUGGCCUUGGAUCUGGCUGGAGACGGGACCCCGACCUCAGAGAAGAUGGAUGAGGGCCAGCAGUCCUCAGGCGAGGACAUGGAGAUCUCGGACGACGAGAUGCCCUCAGCCCCCAUCACCAGUGCCGAUUGCCCCAAGCCCAUGGUGGUGACCGCAGGGGGAGCAGCUGUGGCAGGCCCCAAUGUGCUGGCCCCUACCCUGCCGCUGCCCCCGCCACCCGGCUUCCCACCACUGCCCCCACCCCCACCCCCGCCCCAGCCCGGCUUCCCCAUGCCCCCACCUCUGCCUCCACCCCCACCACCGCCACCACCAGCCCAUCCUGCAGUGACCGUGCCCCCACCACCCCUGCCAGCGCCACCGCCUGGCGUCCCCCCGCCACCUAUCCUGCCGCCCCUGCCGCCCUUUCCACCAGGGCUGUUUCCUGUGAUGCAGGUGGAUAUGAGCCACGUGCUGGGCGGCCAGUGGGGUGGCAUGCCCAUGUCCUUCCAGAUGCAAACGCAGAUGCUGAGCCGUCUGAUGACAGGCCAGGGCGCUUGUCCCUACCCACCUUUCAUGGCCGCUGCAGCCGCUGCCGCUUCAGCUGGGCUACAGUUUGUCAACCUGCCGCCCUACCGGGGCCCCUUCUCCCUAAGCAGCAGUGGCCCAAGCCGUGGGCAGCCCUGGCCACCCCUGCCCAAGUUUGACCCGUCAGUGCCGCCACCAGGCUAUGUGCCACGUCAGGAGGACCCGCACAAGGCCACAGUGGAUGGCGUCCUACUGGUGGUGCUCAAGGAGCUGAAGGCCAUCAUGAAGCGUGACCUGAAUCGCAAGAUGGUGGAGGUGGUGGCUUUCCGGGCCUUUGACGAGUGGUGGGACAAGAAGGAGCGGAUGGCCAAGACUUCAAGUGCUCAGCACUCUCACGUGCCCAAUGGCCACCUCCUGGGACAGCACAGAGGCACCAUGUGCCCAGCAGCACAGGCUUCGCUGACCCCUGUGAAGUCAGGCGAGCACAAGGACGAGGACCGGCCAAAGCCCAAGGACCGAAUUGCCUCAUGUCUGCUGGAGUCAUGGGGCAAAGGCGAAGGCCUGGGCUAUGAGGGCCUGGGCCUGGGCAUUGGGCUGCGAGGGGCCAUUCGCCUGCCUUCCUUCAAGGUCAAGAGGAAGGAGCCACCAGACACAGCAUCAUCUGGUGACCAGAAGCGCCUUCGGCCCUCAACCUCUGUGGAUGAAGAAGACGAAGAGUCUGAGCGGGAGCGGGACCGAGACAUGGCAGAUGCCCCCUGCGAGCUGGCCAAGCGGGACCCCAAGGGUGUGGGCGUGCGGCGGCGGCCAGCUCGGCCACUGGAGCUGGACAGUGGCGGGGAGGAGGAUGAGAAGGAGUCUUUGUCAGUGUCCUCGUCCUCGUCUGGGUCCUCAUCCUCUGGGUCCUCCACCACCUCACCCUCAUCCUCAGCCUCUGACAAGGAGGAGGAGCGGGAAAGCACUGAGGAGGAAGCCGAGGAGGAAGAAGCCGAGGAGGAAGCGGACGAGGAGGAGGAGGAAGAAGAGGAGGAGGAGGAGGAGGAGGGCGGCCCCCGGAGCCAGGUGUCCUGCUCUUCCAGCUCAAGCACAUCUGAGAAGGAUGACGAUGAGGACAGCGAUGACACCGAGAAUGAGGGUGAAGAUGCAGCCCUGUCAGGAGUGAGUGAGGACGAAGGAGACUCAGAAGGCGAGGAGACGGUGAGCAUUGCCACCUCCAAGGCAGAGGCAGAGUCAUCCAGCGAGAGUUCUGAGUCUUCUGAGUUUGAAUCAAGCUCCGAGUCCUCAUCCUCGUCCUCGGAGGACGAAGAGGAGAUGGUGGCAGGGCCAGAGGAAGAAGAGGAGGAGGAAGAGGUGGAGGAGGAGGAGGAGGAGGCAGUGGCAGUGGCAGAUGAGAGCAUGCCACCUGCAGGUGCUGAGGACUUUGAGCAGGACAAGGAGGAGGUGUCUCUGGCCCCAGGGGCAUCUGCAGUGGAGCCGCUGGGCACAGAAGAAGAGGUGGACAUUGAAGCUGAGGAUGAAGCCCCCAAGGAGCAGACUCCUCUCCUGGAGGAGCCCCCCUUGCCUGUGGAUGUUGAGGAGCUGGUCGGGUGCAAGGAGCCCCUGGAAGAGGCUAGCCUGAACCAGGAAGAGGCCAUGUUGCUGUCUCCAGAGCCCCCUGCCAGGGAGAUGGAAGCUCAGCCCCCAAUGUCCCCUGAACAUGUUCCAGAAGAUCAUCUGGAAGUGGAGCCCGAGCCCCUUCCAAUGCUGUCCUUGCCUCUGCAGCCACCAUUGCCGCCACCCCGGCCACCCCGGCCACCCAGCCCACCCCCAGAGCCUGAGACCCCAGAGCCCCUACACCCAACUGUCCCUCUGGAGCCUCCCUCUGAGGACCAGCCCCCACGUACUCCUGGCCUCUGUGGCAGCCUGGGCAAGUCUCAGAGUACGGAGACGGUGCCAGCCACACCAGGCGGGGAGCCCCCACUAUCAGGGGGCAGCAGCGGCCUGUCCCUGAGCUCCCCACAGGUGCCUGGAAGUCCCUUCUCCUACCCAUCCCAGUCCCCCAGCUUGAGCAGCGGGGGCCUCCCACGGACACCUGGCCGGGACUUCAGCUUCACACCCACCUUCCCAGAGCCCAGCGGGCCCCUGCUCCUACCUGUCUGCCCGCUCCCGGCUGGCCGGCGAGAUGAGCGCUCUGGCCCUCUGGCCUCCCCGGUGCUCUUGGAGACGGGCCUCCCUCUCCCCUUGCCCCUGCCCCUGCCCCUGCCCCUGGCAUUGCCUGUCCCCGUGCUGAGGGCCCAGGCUCGGGCCCCUGCCCAGCUGCCACCUCUGCUGCCUGCCACCCUGGCCCCCUGCCCACCCCCCAUCAAGAGGAAGCCGGGCCGGCCCCGGCGAUCCCCACCAUCUAUGCUGUCCUUGGAUGGACCCUUGGUGCGGCCACCAGCGGGGGCUGCCCUUGGAAGGGACCUUCUGCUCCUGCCAGGCCAGCCACAGACCCCCAUCUUUCCCAGCACCCAUGAUCCCCGGGCUGUGACUCUGGACUUCCGGAACGCAGGGAUCCCGGCCCCCCCUCCUCCCCUUCCUCCCCAGCCUCCUCCACCCCCACCUCCACCACCUGUUGAGCCUGCCAAGCUGCCCUUUAAGGAGCUAGACAACCAGUGGCCCUGUGAGGCCAUCCCCCUAGGCCCUCGUGGGCGAGAUGAAGUCACUGAGGAGUUCAUGGAGCUGGCCAAAGUACGGGGGCCGUGGCGCCGGCCACCUAAGAAGCGCCAUGAGGACCUGGUGGCCCCCUCCGCCUCGCCCGAGCUCUCUCCACCCCAGCCCCUCUUCCGGCCCCGCUCAGAGUUUGAAGAGAUGACCAUCUUAUAUGACAUCUGGAACGGUGGCAUUGACGAGGAGGACAUCCGCUUCCUGUGUGUCACCUAUGAGCGGCUGCUGCAGCAGGACAAUGGCAUGGACUGGCUCAACGACACACUCUGGGUCUACCAUCCCUCCACCAGCCUCUCUUCAGCUAAGAAAAAGAAACGCGAUGAUGGCAUCCGUGAGCACGUGACAGGCUGUGCCCGCAGCGAGGGCUUCUACACCAUUGACAAGAAGGACAAGCUCAGAUACCUCAACAGUAGCCGCGCCAGCACCGAUGAGCCCCCUGCAGACACCCAGGGCAUGAGCAUCCCGGCGCAGCCUCAUGCCUCCACUCGGGCAGGCUCGGAGCGGCGUUCAGAGCAGCGCCGCCUGUUGUCCUCCUUCACUGGCAGCUGUGACAGCGACCUACUCAAGUUCAACCAGCUCAAGUUCCGGAAGAAAAAACUCAAAUUCUGCAAGAGCCACAUUCAUGACUGGGGCCUGUUUGCCAUGGAACCCAUUGCGGCUGAUGAGAUGGUCAUCGAGUAUGUGGGCCAGAACAUCCGCCAGGUGAUCGCAGACAUGCGGGAGAAACGGUAUGAGGACGAGGGCAUCGGCAGCAGCUACAUGUUCCGAGUAGACCACGACACCAUCAUCGAUGCCACCAAGUGCGGCAACUUUGCACGCUUCAUUAACCACAGUUGCAAUCCCAACUGCUAUGCCAAGGUGAUCACGGUAGAGUCACAGAAGAAGAUCGUCAUCUACUCCAAGCAGCACAUCAACGUGAACGAGGAGAUCACCUACGACUACAAGUUCCCCAUCGAGGACGUCAAGAUCCCUUGCCUCUGUGGCUCGGAGAACUGCCGGGGGACCCUCAACUAGGCCCCCCAGCGCCAAACUCGAAGGAUGUUCGCUGCCACCUGGGCCGGACCCCAGGCCCCAGGGCCGGCCCCUCCCGCCCCAUUUCAGGUGCUGUCCCUCGCCCCUGCGGCCAUCAGGGCCUGGCGCCCCCAACACUACCCCAGGACCCGCCCGCAGCUCCAGCCCCGCAGCGGGAAAGGGCUUCUCUGUUUUUCCAUCGUGUCUCUCUCAUUGUUGAAGAAAUGCUCCUUUCUAGAUGUGCGUUUAGCCAGAUGCCAUUUCUGUCUCCCUCGGUGUCCCCAUCCCCGUGGCUCUCUUGUGCUCCUUCCCACCCCAUCCUCGGCCUCUCCCGUCAAUUUGCUGCUAUGUGGUUUUGUCUUCUUUUUAUUUCCCUCCCUGUCAUAAGAAAAGACAUUUGAACCGUUGAAAUGUGAAGGCAGAACAGAGAGGGGGGACCCGGUGGGGCCAGAGGCCUCCAAGACGAAGGGUCCCUGCACCCUCUGGGCAGACCAGGCCAGGUGCUGGGGGGAAGGGCCGGGCCAGUGGCCUUGACCUCGACACUACAAUGCCGAAAGGCCCCCUCUCUGCCCGUGAACGCAGUGAGGAGACCCCACCUCUUCCCCUGAGCUGCUCCCCAGUCUGUCCCUUCCCUGGGGCCUGGGAGAGCCAAGCUGGUCCCAGGCAGGAAGGUCCCCUGGGCACUCCCUGCCCCCCAAAUCCUUGGGCUCAAUGUUUACUUUCUCAUUCGGAUGCCAGCAAUGAGGGGGCUUCCCUGGGGCCCAGCGUGGGCGGCACUGGCAAGGGGGGUCUCCACUCUCCACUGCCCUCAACCCGUGCAGGCUAAGGGGGCUCCCAGGGCAGGGGUCCACCUCCACCAUUACGGGCUGUCUGACCGUAUGCAUGUGGCAUUUUUCGUUCAUAAGCUUCACCCGCCGCCCAGCCCACAUCCACCUCCCCGCCUCCCACCCCUGGCCACCCCUCAAGGCCAGAGCAUAUUUAUUUUCGGAGUGAGCAGGUUAUUUCUCCCAGAGAAAGAAAAAUCUUGGGAAAGAUUUUAAAACUCGGAUCUAAGUCUUUGACAGUGGUUUUUUUUUUUUUUUUUUUUUCCUUUUUACCCUUUCUCCCCCUCCCUUCUCAUCCUUUUCAGGGUUUAUUUCCAUGAAUUUUUUUUUCUAGUGCGUGUAUAAAAUCAAAACGAAGGGAAAAAAAUAGGUUUUUGAAGUUCAGAACCAACUUUGUAUAUAGACUGCCAUAAAGGACUUUUUCUCGGGAACUUGUUUCUUGUAGAAACAUGUGGGAAGACUUUUGCUCAUUUCUUUGUACUUCCAAAAAAAAAAAAAGACACGAAUGCAAGUCCCCCGCCCCCUGGAAAGCAGAGCAGGCGUGUAAAUAAUCUCUGGAACUGACUGUUGUGACCCAGGUGCUCACCAAGGGGAGCGCUGGGUGGGAGCCGCGCCCACCGCGGCCCAGGCUGCCAGCCUCUGGUAUCUCAGCUUGUGUCAAGCUUGUUAUCAUGUAAAUUCUGUACAAAGAAUUGUUAUUUUUCUCUUUUUUGUCGUUGUGGUUUUGUUGUGUGUGUGUGUGUGUGUGUGGUUUCUUUUUUUUUUAAUUUCUUCACCGCAGGCCCUCUGUUUGAGACUGUGCCCACCGGUUCCAAGGUCAAGGAAAUCGAUGGCAUUAAGACAGGGGGGCACCUGGACACAGCGGCGACCUUCUCUUCCGUUUGCAGUUUUCUGCCUAAUGGUGCAACCGAGGAAAUAUUUAUUUUUCACAUGAGGAAAUGUGUAGUUUGUAGAGAGAGCCGAUUUAAGUUACUUGUGCAGCCCCCAAGGGGCUGCCUCCAUUCUCCCCUCCGCCUCCAUAAAAGAAAAGUGGGGGAUGUGAGGAAUCCAGGGAGGGCCCACCUCGGCCCUUGCUGUGCCUCCCCUCGCCCAGCAAGGAGGCUGUGUUAAUGCUUGGCCAGCCUUGACCAAUGGCGAGGGACUGGGCCCCCAUCUUCCCCAGGACCCCCACCCCACACCAGGAUGCUUUGCAAUAAUCCACAUGUGUGUUGGCCCAUUUUUCUCUCAAAGCCUUUGUUUUCAUUGAACAGAUUCUCUGCUUUUGAAGUGUUGGGGGUUUCUGCUUUUUUUUUCCUUUUCUCUGCCUUCUCCCCUCUUUCUUCUUUCCCUCCCCCCGCAAAGAGAAUAAGUUUUAGAGAUGUUUGUACGUAUAGACUCUGUCAUCCAUCAGUAUGUAACUUGUUUUGAAGAGAAGUGUUUCCGUUGUGGGUGUGUCUUGCUGUAAAUAUUUGUUCAUAUUUUUGUGAAUUCAAUACUAUGUACCAUUGUAUUAUAGUAACUUUUAUAAAGCAAACCAUAAAUAUACUGACUUUUCUUACAGA